Messenger RNA from Brachypodium distachyon (stiff brome), 1870 nucleotides. RefSeq lists its product as uncharacterized. The record is from RefSeq and is a predicted model, not a curated record. NCBI's taxonomy places the organism in Eukaryota, Viridiplantae, Streptophyta, Magnoliopsida, Poales, Poaceae. The transcript has 4 exons. The coding region runs from base 167 to 1237 and encodes 356 amino acids.
UUCUUCUCCUCUCAACUUCAUCCGAUCGGAUCGAUUCUCCCAAAGGAAAAAGAAAAAAGAAAUAAACCGAAAAGACAAGCGGAGCGGGGGAGGAGACGACAAGCAAGCACCGAGCCAGCCAGCUAACCCUAGGAGGGGAGGGGAUCAGGAAAGGAAACGCGGCGACAUGGGCAAGCUCCUCUGCGACUCCUCCUCCGCCGCCGUCGCCAUCGAGGGGCCCUCCCCGCCGCCGCUCCAGCUCCUCACCUGGCCCGCCCCCGCCCCGCCGGAACAGACCCCCGCCCCCACGCCCGCCUGGACCUCCGUCUGGGCCCUCGACGACCAGCAGCGCCGCCGCCUGCUCCGGAUCUGGGAGCGCGGCGUCGCCUGGAAGCCCCCCCGCCCGUCGUGCCCCGAGGAUGAGGAGAAGGACGGCGACGACAAAGACGCCGCCGACGCCGACACGGGCGCGGGCGCGGUCUUCCGGCUCGACCACGCCGGGGAGGUCGAGUCCGACGGCAACUGCCUCUUCACGGCGGUCCGGAAGGCCGCCGCCGCAAAGGCCGAGCCGCGCGAGCUCCGGCACCGCGUCGUGCGCCGCUUCGAGGCCGUCUACGCCGCCGCCGCGGCGGAGGGCUCCGGCGACAGGGACGCCGUCGACGCGGCCGUGCGGCACCUCUACGCGCCGGAUCUCAAGGCCGGGUGGGGCGUCCACGUCGUGCAGGAGGUCAAGCUGCUCGCGCCCAAGGCCCUGCGACCGGACCUCGACGCCGCCGUCCAGGAGCUCGUCGACAUCGGCAUCCAAAGGGAAAUAGCAGCUGAGACAAUCUACAAGGACAGAUGUAUCGCUGUGAACGACGGAGAUAGCUGGGCCAAGUACAUGGCCAUUUCUGGUUCUGCGGAGGAUGAGCAUGACAUAAUCACCCUGCAAUACACAGAAGAGGGCUUACUGACCAUCGAUGAGAAUCGGGAUGGCCGUGCAGCUGCGUUUGGUGAUGAUAUUGCCAUUGAGUGCCUGGCCACCGAGUUCAAGAGAGAAGUUUAUGUGGUCCAGGCACAUGGAGCAGAUGCAAUGGUUGAUGAGGAUAACUGUGUGUUCUUCCUCCCACACCGUCCUAGAGGAGAAAUCUGCGACGCCCCAAUCUUUCUUUUCAUGAAGGGAACAGCAUGGUGUGGUGCCGGUGCGGACCAUUACGAGCCUUUGAUCGCCACCGUACUCCCACAUGUUACCCCAGAUAAGGCAGCUGUUGUACUUUGAGGAAGAGGAUUGGUUGUAGUUUUUAGUCGGCGGAUGCAGUCGAGCCAAUUUUGUUACCGGAGCUAGAGUGCCAAAUUGUGGAGCAACAUCUAUGCCCAAGAAAGAGAGAAAGGAGAGGAGAGAUGAUCUGUCUAACUGUGCAUUUGCAGGGUCUUGCCUGCUUCUGAAGAUCGCGUCGUGUUGUACCAUGAGUCAUUUUCGUAUUGUGUUCUUGUUGAUGUAUGUGUCAUUAUGGAUAGGUUCUGACUAUUGUGAGAGUUGUAGAAUACCUAUUCAUUCUAGGUUGGUGGUGUUGUAUGCCAUAUUUGUGGCCGGCAUUUUUUUCCUAUUACCUCCUGUGAGGUUUUUUUUUCUCUCCCAAAUUUUUUGGUUGCCUAAUUGUUUGUAGGGAUUGCAAUUUGCAAUUGGACAUUCGGAAUGGAACCAGUGAUUCAUUAUUUUGCUGGGUGAAGCCUUUAAUCCUCGUGGCCAACCUUCCUCUGCAGUCACCUCUGCUGUUGUUACUAUCUUGGUCUGCAACAUGUGUGGUAGUACUUCUGUACUUGUAAUGGCAUUAUAAUAAGAGUAAGAACCUAUUGUAAUGGAUGAUAGUAAGAGUAUGAACCUUCAUCUUGAAUACUAUCAGUUUCAUCU